Toxorhynchites rutilus septentrionalis is the source of this 507-nucleotide messenger RNA. It is a transcript of the gene EMC5, whose product is annotated as ER membrane protein complex subunit 5. The coding region runs from base 86 to 448 and encodes 120 amino acids. The record is from RefSeq and is a predicted model, not a curated record. The transcript is spliced from 3 exons. NCBI's taxonomy places the organism in Eukaryota, Metazoa, Arthropoda, Insecta, Diptera, Culicidae. Gene Ontology annotation, cellular component: early endosome; plasma membrane; Golgi apparatus.
UGUUCUGGAAACCUCAAACUGACAUUGCGAAUGCGAAUUAAAUGUUUUGCUCUUAAUUGAAAAAAGUUAACACAAUCCCGGAAUAAUGGCUUUUCUCAAUAAAUUGGUGCUUUUCGCUGGAUUUAUUUCGCUCCUGCAUGCUGCAUACUCUGCUGCCCAACAUCGAGCAUACCUCCGAAUCACGGAUCAGGAGUUUACGAACCUCCCAGUGGAUAUUGUAUUUCAAGCGAUUCUCAGCUUGUUCCUGAUUAUUUACAACAUACUGCAGGUUGUAGGCGAUUUCAAGGAGAUUCGCGCCGCAGUCGAUCUGCAGGCCAAAUCCUGGGAAACACUCGGUAACAUUCCGUCGUUCUACACGUUCAACCACCGCGGGAAAGCUUUGUCACCGUUCUACGAACAGCCAGAUAAGGAUACGCUAGCGAAAUGGGGCCCAUCGAGGGAUUUCUAAUUUUAUUUAAAUGAAUAUCGAAUUGUGACUACGAAAGUAUAGUGAGUUCUACAUCUCAA